Molecule: messenger RNA, 1553 nt
Organism: Phaeodactylum tricornutum CCAP 1055/1
Lineage: Eukaryota; Bacillariophyta; Bacillariophyceae; Surirellales; Neidiaceae
Gene: MIZF
Exons: 1
Coding region: 56-1531 (491 amino acids)
Biological process (GO): ribosomal large subunit biogenesis
Cellular component (GO): preribosome, large subunit precursor
Source: RefSeq, a predicted model, not a curated record
UCAACAUCUAUCUUCAACGAUACUAGCUAGUAGCGUUGGUGCUAUCGGCAGCAAAAUGUCGGAACAACAAGAAGAGAAUUUGGAGCUGACGUCGACCACGGCUCCGGGACAAACCUUUCCGACCCGGACGGCUCUGGCCGAACACUACAAGACGGAUUGGCACAAGUACAAUCUUAAACGACGACAGGCUAAUCUUCCCGUCCUGCUUGAACCGGAUUUCCAAGCCCGUCUGGAAGCGGCCAAGGCGCUACAGCAAACCAAGCAAGUCGGCACGAAUCAUCUGAAACAGAACAGCAAAAGUAACAAGCAGAGGAACAGUAACAGAGAUGCUGCUAAAAAUGGUGUAGUUCAGGUACCGCAAGCAUCCGCCUACCAUCGAAUAAAGGAAGAAGAAUUACAGAAUCAGAACCACAAAAAUCAAAUGGAACUCGAGACUCCGAUAGGUGCAACGGCCGCAGAAUUAGCCUUGGCCGAUACGAUGGAACCGGAGACGGUUGCCCAGCUAGCGGCGGAAGCUUUGGUCGAAAUUGAACCCCGCCAGUGUUUAUUUGAUCCACACAUGUCGCCCUCGGUGGAAGCCAAUGUAGAUCGAAUGAGUCGAAAGUACGGAUUUUUCGUGCCCGAUCGGGAGUACCUGACGGAUUUGGAAGGACUCGUGGGAUACUGUCAAGAAAAGAUCAAACUCGGUCACGUUUGUAUUUACUGUCAACGUGUGUUUACAACCUGGCAGGGCUGCCAAAAACACAUGAUAGCAACGCGGCAUUGCAAGGUGCGCUACGAGCCCAACGUGGACUUGGAAGAGUACGCUGUCUUUUACGACUUUACCGCAGCCGACAAUGACUUUCUGGGACGGAUCAAGAAAAACGCGAGUAACGCUAAUGCGCACGAUUUGAAAGAGGAGAUGGAAGUAGAUGAUACAGUCGGUAUCAAAGACGAAGACGACUGGGAAGAUGUAUCGGAGGAUGAAGAGGAAGCGGAAAAUGAGGACAUGAAUGCUGUUGACGAUGAAGACGAGGCGAUGUACAAUGGAUACGAGGAGGAAAUUCAUGGUAUGGGAUUUGGUGUCACACCACUUGGUGAACUGAUCUUUCCGGACGGUCGCAUCAUCGGCCAUCGUGCGCUGCGUCGCUACUACAAACAGAGACCGGUGAUGCCCAACCAGAGUACUGCUGUGGUUGCUGCGCGACACGCCGCUGGUGAAAGACUGUAUCGUGGUCGUGUCUACAACAUUGGCGGCGAAACAGCUUCGACAAACACAAACACCACGGAAGAUGCCUUGGCCUUUCGUCAGGCGGGUAUUGCACCCGGAUUGGCGGCGGGCCGAGCCGGUAAGGGCAUUCUUGUAGCUAGCAAUGCCGGGGCAUUUAGUCAAGUUUCAGUGUACCGAUAUCGUGCCGCCAUUCGUAAGCAAAGACGCGGCAAUGAUGAGGGACAUCGACUGUGGAACAAGAGCAACCAAAACAUUAAUCGAAUGGACAAGAAGCACAAUCGUCUCAUGAACGGUGUAAGCGUAGCACACGCGGCGCGUUAGACAAAAGCAAAGUUGCUCGACU